UGCUGUUUCUAAACCUGACAUCCUGUCCCGGAUAGAGCGAGGGGAGGAGCCGUAUAUCGGGGAUCUGCAGGACACUGAAGAAAGGAAAAUCUCUAUUGAGCCGUGCGUCAACUCUCCCGUUGCUGCACCUGGCCAGUGGUGCCAGACCGAACAAGGCGCAGAGCCGUGUGUUGGGGAACAGGGCAAUGCGAAGGAAAGAGGUGUCCCUGCAGACCCCAGCACAGGGUGCCAAGCUUCUGCACGCUACGCUUCCUGCGGGAGGGACGUCGAGGAAGAGCCAAGUGUGCAGGAUAUGCAGGUCUCGGAGGAAAGGCAAAUCCAUACAGAGCUCUGCGCAGGCUCCUGGUGUUCCCGAACAAACUCCUGUGAAUGAAGCCCAUCACCACACUACAGAGAUCUCCUUGUGGACAGUAGUGGCUGCCAUCCAAGCUGUGGAGAGGAAGGUGAAUUCCCAUGCCUCACGAUUACUGAAUCUGGAGAGGAGAACAGGGACAACUGAGAAGAAGUUAACAGACUGUGAGAAGACAGCGAUGGAAUUUGGUAACCAGCUGGAGAGUAAAUGGACUAUUUUGGGAACUCUGGUCCAGGAGAAUAAUUUCCUGCAGAGGAGGCUGGAGAAUCUGGAGAACCUGCUGAGAAACAGGAACUUCUGGAUCUUAAGACUGCCCCCAGGCACUAAGGGAGAAGUCCCCAAGGUGCCGGUGACAUUUGAUGACAUCUCAGUCUAUUUUAAUGAGCAGGAGUGGGAGAACUUAGAGGAAUGGCAGAAAGAGCUUUACAAGAAUGUUAUGAAGGGGAACUAUGAGACCCUGAUCUCUCUGGACUACGCUGUUUCUAAGCCAGACAUUCUGUCCCGCAUUGAACGAGGGGAGGAGCCAUGUGUCAGGGAUCGGUGGGAAUCCCUGGAAGGAUUACAGGAAAGAAUCCAGAAGAAGGAAGGGUUGGUGGAAAGAGAAAUCCCUGUGGACCCCAGUGCCGGCCAUGCCAUUUCCAACCCUGACAUCCUGCCCCGGGCUGAAGGAGGGGAGGAGCCGUGUAUCAGAGGCCAGAGGGGUUCGGCGGACAGAGAAAUUCCCGUGGAGCCCAGCACAGUUUCCACAUCUGACACUUCAACCUGGAUCAAACAAGAGGAAGAGCUGGGUGCUGGGGACCAUCAGGAAUUGGGGGAAGGAAGAAUUCUCUCAGGCUCCAGCAUAGCAAAUGAUGGGACAGCGAGCAAAGAGAAGGAGAAGUCCUGGAAGGGAUGUCUGGAGAAGCUGGAGCCGCAGGGGAUGUCAUCAGUGAAAUCAGAAGAGGAGGGUUUGCAGAGCCUACAGCAGGGAGUGGCUGCACAGCUGGCUAACCCUGCAGUCAGCAGAGUGGAGAAAUCCACCCAGUGCGACCGAGACUUCGGCCUGCUCAAGGGCUUUGUGGUGCAGCCGGGGGAGAAGCCCUUUGCCUGCGGUGAAUGCGGGAAGAGCUUCCGGCUGAAGGGGAAUUUGGUCAAGCACCUGCGGAGCCAUGCCAAGGUGCGGCCCUACCAGUGCACCGAGUGCGAGAAGAGCUUCAACUGCCAGUCAGAGCUGCUGCGCCACCAGAUGAUUCACCGCGGGGAGAAGCCCUACAAGUGCAGCGAGUGCGAGAAGAGCUACAGCCGCAAGGUGUAUCUGCUCAACCACCAGCGCGUGCACACGGGGGAGCGGCCCUUCCAGUGCGCGGUGUGCGAGAAAAGCUUCCGGCAGAAGGCCGUGCUCAUCUCCCACCAACGCCUGCACACGGGCGAGCGCCCGUACAAGUGCAGCCAGUGCGAGAAGAGCUUCACUCAGCAGUCCAAGCUGACCAACCACUACCGCGUCCACACCGGCGAGCGCCCGUACAAGUGCAGCCAGUGCGAGGACAGCUUCAGCGAGAAGUCCAAGCUCAACAACCACCAGCGCGUCCACACGGGGGAGCGGCCCUACAAAUGCACCAAGUGUGACAAGAGCUACAGCCGCAAGGAGUACCUGCUCAACCACCAGCGCGUCCACACCGGCGAGCGGCCCUUCCCGUGCGCUGAGUGCAGCAAGAGCUUCACGCUCAAGAGGAGCUUCAUGAAGCACCAAAGAAACCACAUGGGAGAGAGACCGCACCAGGGCGGCCCAGCUGCUAAAAGCCAUGGCGGGUCUGUCGGCCAUCAGGGUAACACGUCGGGCGAAGGGCUGAAGCGCCGCACUGAGGGCGGGAAAAGCUUCACGGGGAAGCCUGAGCUAGAGACACACCAGCAGGGCCAUGUCGGGGAGCAGCCACAUCAGUGUGGCACGGGUGGGAAAAGCUUCCGAUACGAGGACUCUCUGAAAGAACAUCAGAGCCUCCACAGCGCAGAGCAAGGGCAUCCGGAGGUUUCUCAGAGCCCCGGACAGGGAGCAGAGGCUGGACUCCUGGUUGUAAAGAUGGAAGAUUCGUGCUACCUUCUCAAGAUGAUCAUGGAAGGACAGGCUGCCCGAGGACACGGGGAUGGGCGGGUCCCCCAGGGACGGAGCCUGUUCUCUCGCCCGGUGAGGGCGGGGAAAGGGAGGCGAUUCCCGCCGCCAGGGGCCGCUGCGGCCGUGGCGAGGCGGCGCCGGGACUCUGCCCAGCCCGCAGCGGGAGCGGGGCUCGGCCGGGCCGGGCCCGCGGGAGCAGCCCCGCCCGGGGGCGCCAUGGCCGAGCGGGCCGCUGCCCAGGCUCCGGCCGCCUCCUGCCCCGGGCGGCCCCUGCCCGCUGCCGGAGGGACCCCCCGGAGAGAGGGGCAGCUGCAAAGGGCAGAGAUGUCCCUCGCUGUCCUGGCUGCCCUCCAAGCCGCGGAGAGGAAGGUGGACUCUCAGGCCGCACGGUUACUGAGUCUGGAGGGGAGAACGGGGAUGUCCGAGAAGAAACUAAUAGGUUGUGAGAAGACGGUGGCGGAGUUUGGGAACCAGCUGGAGAGUAAGUGGGCCGUGCUGGGAACUCUGAUCCAGGAGUAUGGGCUGCUGCAGAGGAGGCUGGAGAACAUGGAGAACCUGCUGAAGAACAGGAACUUCUGGAUCCUGAGGCUCCCCCCAGGCGCUAAGGGAGAAGUCCCCAAGGUCCCGGUUAUGUUUGAAGACAUCUCAGUCCACUUCUCCAGGGAGGAGUGGGAGAAUUUAGAAGAAUGGCAGAAGGAGCUUUACAAGAACUUGAUGAAAGACAGCUAUGACUCUUUGAUCUGCUUGGACUGUACCAUCUCCAAACCUGACAUCCUAUCACCGACUGAUCAGGAGGAAGAACCAGGUGUCAGGGUGCAGGGAGCUCUGGAGGAGAGAGGAACCCCUGCAGAUCCCAGCACUGACUCUCCAGUUCUGACACCUGACAUUUUAUCUCAGGUUAAACUAGAGGAGGGGUCGUGCAGCAGAGAUCAGCAACAAUUGGAAGACCAAGAAAUCCCUGCAGAUCCCAACAUGUCAGGUGAUGGGCUUGUGAUCAAAAUGGAGGAGGGGACUGUCAGGGAAGGCCACGACAGCCCAGAGCCACAUGGGGUGCAACUGGGGACAUCCAGAGAGAGCGAGGUGCAGACUCCUGAGCGGGGAGCACCCUGUGAGAGUCUGCCUGGCCCGGUGAUGCAGCUGAGGAACGACCUGGGGCAGCCCAAGGAAUGCAGGGGCGGCUGGAAUGAAAUCGCUGAGCCCCAGGGCACUGCUGUCCCCCAACUCAGCCCGCCCACAGAGAGGCCCUUUCAUUGCCUGCAGUGUGGCAAGAGCUUCACCCGGAAAGACACCCUGCUGUCCCACCAGCGCACCCACACCGGGGAGCGGCCCUACGCCUGCGCCCAGUGCGGCAAGACCUUUGCACAGCAGUCCAAGCUCCGCAGCCACCGCCGCACCCACACGGGCGAGCGCCCCUGCGCCCAGUGCGCCAAGAGCUUUGGCCGCAAGGAGCACUACACCCAGCACCAGAGGACCCACACGGAGGAGCGGCCCUUCAUCUGCAGCCAGUGCGGGAAGAGCUUCCGCAGGUACUUCAACCUGACGGUGCACCAGUGCACCCACACCGGGGAGCGCCCCUACCCGUGCGGCCAGUGCAACAAGAGCUUCAUCCACCGGUCGCGGCUCAACUACCACUCCCGCAUCCACUCGGGGGAGCGGCCCUGCGCCCAGUGUGCCAAGCGCUUCGCCGAGCCCUCCAAGCUGGCUGUGCAUUACCGAGUUCACACCGGCGAGCAGCCCUACUCCUGCCUCCAGUGCGGCAAGAGCUUCGGCCUGAAGAAAAGCCUCGCCGUCCACCAGCGGAGCCGCGCCCAGGAGCGGCCCUCCCAGUGCUCCCAGUGCGGUAUCCACUUCAUCUGCCAGUCCUACCUGGUCCGGCACCAGCUGGUCCACACCGGGGAGCGGCCCUACAAAUGCACCCAGUGCGGCAAAAGCUACAGCCGCAAGGAGCACCUCCAGAACCACGGGCGUAUCCACACUGGGGAGCGGCCCUUCCAGUGCUCUGCUUGCAGGAAGAGUUUCAUCCAGAAACAUCACCUCCUGAAGCACCAGCGCAUCCACACUGGGGAGCGCCCCUACCAGUGCGGGGAGUGCGGGAGGAGCUUCCGCUGCAAGGAGUCCCUGAAGGAUCACGCCAGGGUUCAUGGCACCGAGCUGGGUCACCCGCAGGCUGCGCCCAGCUCCAGGCAGGUAUUGAAGAUGGGCACUGUAGGGUGAGAAUAAACCCUGGUGCUGAUGGCAGCCCGGUGAAUAGACAUUGAGAACAGCAACACGGUAACGCAACAGGAAAUGAGCAAGCCCCAAGCACCUGUCUGUCGCUACGCCCCAGGGGAAAUUGCACAGCCCACGAGAACCUGUGUGCGCUCCCGCCUGUCACAGCCAUGUGGCCUGACGAAGCUGCGUGGGUGUGAGGGAGCACGGCCGCGUCUCUAAACCAAAAAGCAAGAGCAAUCUUACCCGCAGGCUGUUUGUGCAGGGCAAGUAUCGGCCAAGGGAAUGUGGGCUGCCAGUCUGCUUUUUUGAUACAAGAAAACAACUCCUGUUGCUUUAUGUUUAUAGUUGCACCCCCAGUAUCUGAGGUUAGAAUUGGGGGCCAUAGCAUGAAAGCCACAUCCCUAAAGAUAACCAUGCAGUGGUGUGAGGGAAACAGCUGUGGGGCAUGAGGAAGACACGCUGAAGGGAAGAGAAAUUGAGGCACUGACAGAAUGAGUGGGGCCAAAUGAAUGAGUAAAUGGCAGUGUAAGUUGUAUGUUCGAGGCCUGGUGAUCCCAUGAGUUGCUUGUGAGAAAUAAGAAGAUGCCAGCAGUCAAAAGUGGUUAGCAAAUGGGUGUAACUGGCAAAAUGAUGUAAUUUGCAAGUAAUUUUGGGGUUUCUCCUGCAAUACAGCCUGAGUGCAGAUCUUGGCAGGUAAAAGCCCCAUCCCUACAAACUCCGGGAUUCUGCUGUUCCUACUAAUGUGACUGCUGGAAAACACGCUCCCUGCUCCGGGGCCAGCAGUUCUGGUCAUCUCUUUGUAAAAACAGUAUCUUCCUUUAUCUCUGGUUUAAAAAGUGGUGUGUUGUUACCAUAUGGUUUAACGUGCACGGUAUGUGUGUGAUCUAGAAUGAUAACGUUACGUGUAUGUAUGUGUUUAAAAAAUAGUUUUCUAAUAAUGUUCUUUCACCUUAAUAAAAAUUAUUUUGGGCAAAGCA
Caretta caretta (loggerhead turtle) is the source of this 5629-nucleotide messenger RNA. The record is from RefSeq and is a predicted model, not a curated record. NCBI's taxonomy places the organism in Eukaryota, Metazoa, Chordata, Testudines, Cheloniidae.